Molecule: messenger RNA, 996 nt
Organism: Salvia splendens (bonfire salvia)
Lineage: Eukaryota; Viridiplantae; Streptophyta; Magnoliopsida; Lamiales; Lamiaceae
Exons: 3
Coding region: 1-879 (292 amino acids)
Source: RefSeq, a predicted model, not a curated record
AUGGCGAUAGUCAGCGAUGCUUUGCGGCAGGCGUUCAUGCCGAAGCACGAGUACGAGAGCCUCCGCGAAGAGGAAAAGGCAUGGCACAGGAUGCAGAAGCCGCUGAUUCUGCUCGCGCUAGCCCUAGUUUCGCUUGCUAUUUCGGUUUCCACUGCGAUCACCUUCAGAAUAGUGUUUCCCGCCGACAAUCUGCGCCGGCCGUUCUGCCGCGACUUUCGGAUUCACCCGCUGCCAGUCAAUUUCACCGGGGACGGAGACUCGGAUCUUCUAACUAACGCGUUUGUUCUCACGGAUCAGGAGACGGUUGAUUACUACUGGAUGGUGAUGUUUCUUCCGUCCUCGAUGCUUUUCGCGGUUUCAGCGGUUUACUUGAUUGCUGGAAUCAUCGUUGCCUAUACUGCCCCCACACGAAAUGGAUGCUUGAAGGUUGUUGAGAACAAUUACUGUGCUUCUAGAAGAGGCGGUGUUAGAUGUCUAUCCAUACUGAAUCUCGUGUUUUCCAUCAUAUUUGGUCUUCUCGCACUAUUCCUUGGCUCCACUCUGCUCACACUUGGUAGCAGCUGCUCUUUGCCUCUGUUCUGGUGCUAUGAAAUCGCAUCAUGGGGCUUCGUCAUUUUGCACGGAGGAGCUGCCUUCUUUCUGAGAAGAAAGGCAGAAGUUGUUCUAGAUGAGAGGGAGACAGGUGGUAGAAACUUCGGGCUGGAGAUGCUUGAAGCAACCCCAACAGAAGUCACACCAGAAGUGGAGAGACGCGUCACUGAUGGUUUCAAAUCAUGGAUGGGUCCAUCUAUCCUAUCCUCAGACGACGAGGAUGAACUUGAUGAGUAUCUAGAAGUGCCAGACAUAGUGCAUUCGAGCUCUGCUCAUCAACGAGUCUGAUUCCAUCUCCCCAACGGCAUAAAGCUCUAUAUAUCCCCAUGACACCUAGUGCAUGGCGUUAUGUACACAUCAAAACCGUUGUAUAGUGCAGUAGAAAAGGACGCAGUACAAAAUUUU